GCUGUCCCCUCAUCCAUUCUUUCUUCCAAAAGGAUUCCUUAAAGCAAAGCUUGACCUUUUGUCCAAAAAAACAUAAAAACCCGGGAAAGCGGAAAGAGAGGGAAGAAGGAGAUACCCUCCCAUUGCCUUUGAUUUCAUCCCGAAUAGAAGAGGAAAGAAUAAGAAAUCAUGCUGCGAGUGGCGUUCAGAAAACUGAAGAGAAAUGUGGUGGUCAAUGGCGUCCGGGAGGUCGCACGCACUAUGAGCCGGCAGCAGCAACACUUCUCCACCAAACCUGGGAGGCUUGCUGGCAAGAUUGCCAUGAUAACCGGUGCUGCAAGUGGCAUAGGAAAGGCAACUGCAACUGAAUUCAUUCACAAUGGUGCCAAAGUCAUUCUUGCAGACAUCCAGCAGCAACUUGGUGAAGCUGCCGCCACCGAGCUCGGCCCAGAUGCCACUUUCAUUAGCUGCGAUGUCACUGAAGAAUCCCAAGUCGCUGCUGCCAUAGAUUUCGCUGUCACCAAGCAUGGCCAUCUUGACAUUGUGUACAACAAUGCGGGCAUUGCCGGCUCCCUCGCCCCCUCCAUCACCGGUCUCAACCUCACCGACUUUGACCGCACCAUGGCGGUCAAUGUCCGGUCAGUUAUUGCUGGAAUUAAGCAUGCUGCCCGUGUGAUGAUGCCGCGUGGGGCUGGAUGCAUCUUGUGCACUGCAAGUGUUACUGGAAUCAUGGGUGGGCUUGCACCACAUGAUUACUCGAUCUCGAAAGCAGCAGUGCUGGGGGCAGUGAAGUCUACAGCAGCAGAGCUCGGCAAGUAUGGGAUCAGGGUGAACUGCAUUUCACCUCAUGCCAUUCCGACGCCUUUUGGGAUCAAUUCAAUGCUGGAGCUGUUCCCUGGAGUUGAUGCUGAGCGGCUGGCAGAGAUGAUCUACAGCACCGGGGAGCUGGAGGGGGCGAGGUGCGAGGCAGUAGAUAUGGCAAGAGCUGCCGUCUAUUUGGCAUCAGAUGAUGCUAAGUAUGUAAGUGGGCACAAUCUAGUGGUGGAUGGAGGUCUCACUGCAUUCAAAAGGCUGGAAAUCCCACCACCUUGAUCAGGUCAUGGAUAAGUUAUUUUGAUUUUAUUUAUCAUUGAAGAUCAUGUCCAAUGAAAAAGAUAAAGAAUAAGAUGUAAGAUGGAUGCAAUUGAUCCGAGAGGAAUGUUUGAUGGAUGCUUGUGAUCUGUGAUCACAUUGGUUGAUGAAUUAUGUGAGAUCAGAGAAUUAGUCCCUUGACAUGAGAAUUUUGUUUUCGCCUUACAAUGUUUUGUGGUUGUAGAAUAAACCAUAAGCAUUUGACGUUUGAGAAUGAUUUCCCUUCUGGCCAUUGAACUUCUUAAUUUUGUUAA
This is a messenger RNA of Elaeis guineensis (African oil palm), 1364 nucleotides long. Its product is annotated as momilactone A synthase. The record is from RefSeq and is a predicted model, not a curated record. NCBI's taxonomy places the organism in Eukaryota, Viridiplantae, Streptophyta, Magnoliopsida, Arecales, Arecaceae.